AUGGAGUUUAGCAAAUCAAUUAUUCUUCUCUUCCUUGCUUCUUCCUUUCUCUUAUCUACCGAUGCUCAUCGCAUGGCCUCCGGUCCGUCUUCGAAUUCUCCUCAGUCUCCAAUCAAACCCCGCCAUCCGAAAGUAUGCAAGAAAUUAGUUUCUCCCCAUCUCGAUCUUCCCAUUAAAUUACCAACUAUCAUCAAUCCAGUCCUUAAAAACAUAUGCGGUGUCACGGAAAAUUCCACAAACUGCAUUGCCCUAAUUUUUCCAUGCAUUACUGGCUCUACAAAUCCAUUUUCUGCAUUAGAGGCAGUGAUUGUAUCCUUGAUCGAACACGUAGAACACACGCUCUCUUUCUCGCUAAAAUUAGUUAAAAACAAGUCUACGAAAGCCGAGAUCGUCACUGCCCUAAAUCUAAGCACAGAGAUUUACGUAAAGGUCAUUGAAGAUCUUAAAAAAGCUUUGGCUGCAUUUAAAGCUCAAGACAAUGUUACUGUCCGAACUAUGCUUGUUGCUGCUAUUACCGAAGUUGGUCGUUGUGAUGAAGCUUUUCAGCAACACGGAUUAACCAAGACAUGGCCGUUGUUUAAGAUUGAUCAUAUGUUGACACAGCUGGCUGGAUUUGGUUUGGAUAUUCAUGGAAAGUUUAUCAUAAAAGUUGAUUAA
Molecule: messenger RNA, 657 nt
Organism: Mercurialis annua (annual mercury)
Lineage: Eukaryota; Viridiplantae; Streptophyta; Magnoliopsida; Malpighiales; Euphorbiaceae
Exons: 1
Coding region: 1-657 (218 amino acids)
Molecular function (GO): enzyme inhibitor activity
Source: RefSeq, a predicted model, not a curated record